AUGGUUUUGGAAGCGCAUACUCAAAUACAGUACUGUACAGCGAAAGCCAAUUACUGUGAGUUCCACGCGGGCUUGAGGCAUCUCAUGCGGUUGGCACGCUGGGCGGGAUUUUUUCCUGUUCAAGGCUUAUCGCAAGCCAAUCCUGAUGACGUCAGAUUCGAGUUCAGAUCACUGUACGCUUUAUACCACGCAAUAACUGUCAUCGGACAAACGGUGAUGACGUUUCUGGCGUUCUAUUCGUUUGUGGAUAGCAACGUGUCCUUGAGUGUAGUCUCGAAUUUCCUAUUUUAUUUUACUAAUUACGCAACGUUGGUGCUGCUGUGGCGUCUGUCCAAGAAUUGGUCAGCAUUGAUAUCAAAAACUUUGGAGUUCGAACAAAGCGUGACUGAAAUACGAACAACGAGAAAUCUAGUUUCGAGAACCAAUACCUUGACCUAUGUAGUGCUGAUUUUUGCGUUGAUCGAGCACGCAUUAUCCAAAGUGUUCAAUAUUAGGUCUGUCAUGUGUUGUUUGGGAGAAACCAGCUUUAAUCACACAGUAUUCAAUAAUUACUUCAAAUUCAAAUGGAAGUUUGUCUUCGAUUACUUUUCGACUUCGACUACUUACAGCUUCUUUGUGGGAUUUAUCGCUGAGUUCCUCUGUAUGCAAGCCACGUUCUUGUGGAGUUUCACAGACGUCUUGAUAAUGUGUUUCAGCAUUUAUUUAUCGUCCUUCUUCGAAGAUUUCAACAAUACCGUUAGUUCUUUCAAGAAAAAGGCGAGUAAAACAGUUCCAUGGAGUACUCUGAGAGUGCAGUACUCCCAAAUUGUUUUAAUAGUAAAGCAAAUGGACGAGCAGCUAGAUUAUUUUGUACUGAUUUCGUAUUUCACGAAUCUGUUUUUCAUUUGUUUCCAAUUAUACAACUCCUUGAACCGUAUUUAUGAUGCGAACGAUGUAUGCAAUGAAAACAUGGAUAUUAUAGCAACAGCUUCAUUCACGUAUUUGACGUACUAUGUUUUUUCGUUUUUAUUUCUCGUGACGCGCGCAUUAUUGUUAUCCAUCAUGGCAGCUAACGUACAUUCGUGUGCCCAAGUGCCGCAGUUAGCCUUGUACGAAGUGCCCACCGCUGAUUACAGUUUAGAUGUGCAGAGAUUUCAGUUGCAGCUUCGUUAUACAACAGUCGGUUUGAGUGGGGUAUGCUUUAAUGUGACCAGAGGAAUGAUUCUCAGGGUCAUCGGUACGAUCGUGACAUACGAAUUAGUGCUGAUUCAAUUAACAAAAAAAAAUCUCGACAACGACACUAGUAUUAGAGAUUAUUAUUUGCCGAAACAUCUUAUAUGA
Messenger RNA from Bombyx mandarina (wild silkworm), 1320 nucleotides. Its product is annotated as gustatory receptor for sugar taste 64f. Gene Ontology annotation, molecular function: taste receptor activity. The record is from RefSeq and is a predicted model, not a curated record. Gene Ontology annotation, cellular component: membrane. Gene Ontology annotation, biological process: sensory perception of chemical stimulus; detection of chemical stimulus involved in sensory perception of taste. Lineage: Eukaryota; Metazoa; Arthropoda; Insecta; Lepidoptera; Bombycidae.